Eublepharis macularius is the source of this 4028-nucleotide messenger RNA. It is a transcript of the gene SETDB2, whose product is annotated as SET domain bifurcated histone lysine methyltransferase 2. The record is from RefSeq and is a predicted model, not a curated record. Gene Ontology annotation, biological process: negative regulation of gene expression; heterochromatin organization. The transcript is spliced from 22 exons. Gene Ontology annotation, molecular function: zinc ion binding; protein binding; DNA binding. Bases 32 to 3274 code for a protein of 1080 amino acids. Gene Ontology annotation, cellular component: nucleus. NCBI's taxonomy places the organism in Eukaryota, Metazoa, Chordata, Lepidosauria, Squamata, Eublepharidae.
UCGGGGGUUUGUGCGCGUGCGCAGAGUUGGGAUGGCUGCUGGAGAGGGUCCUGCAGAGUUGGAAGCGAGAUCGGGAAGAAAAGAGCAAAGCAUGGAAGGGAAUGCAAAAACAUUCUGGAGGCACAUGGAAGACCAUGAAGUGGACUUGGUGUUUGAACAGCUGCAGAAGUUGGUGUUGGCCCUGAAGCAGAAGAUCAAGGGUGGGACAGCAACCGAGGAAGAAUGCUUCCAAGCUCUGGCGCUCGUGAACCAAGCAAACCUGACGGCCUUCUUAACCCUGCCAAAUGUAAACAAAGUUAAGGAAGAUACCCAGAAAUGUGAACUUGAUUUACAACUUUCUCCAUCAACUGAAACUACAGAUAGCUCCGGAGAUAAUUUUUCUUUAAUGGAGGUGACAGCUGCAAGGGAUAGAGGAGAACCAGCCGGAGCGGCGGAAGCGCCUUCGCGACGGCCCUGUCGACCUCACACCUGCUCUCAGGAAUGCCUUGUCAAAAGGCCGUGGAGCUCGUACAAGGGUGGGAACCCUCUGAACCUGCCCCUGCUGUGUCGCUUCCGCAGAACGCACAUGAAACCAGACCUGCCUUCCAAGAUGCUGGAUGUGGUCUACAGAGCCCCCUGCGGAAGGUCCCUGAGAAAUUUCAAAGAGGUUCAGGAUUACUUGCUGCAAACUGAGUGCCGCUUCUUGUUUCUGGAUCAGUUUUCUUUCAACACGUACGUCCAAGUGUUUAGAAACUAUCCCAGUCGGAAAGGAUUGGUGUUUGACUUUGAUAUCAGCAAGGGAGCAGAGUCAACGCCCGUUUCCUUUUGCAAUGAGGCCAACCAGGAGCGACUGCCUUACUUUAAGUACCGGAAGACCUCUUGGCCACGUGGUCUCUUCUUGAACAAUUUAUCGAGCAUGUUUCGUGCCUCGUGCAGUUGCACUGAUGGCUGCACGGAUACGACAAAAUGUGCCUGCCUGCUUCUGACUCAGAAGAGCUGCACUGAAGCUUCUGUAUCUCCAAGAGGGGAAUCCUUACAUGGGUACAAGUAUAAGAGGUUGGACGGGCCCAUUGCCAGUGGCAUUUAUGAAUGCAACUUGUCGUGCAGCUGUGACAAGAUAAGGUGCCAGAAUAGAGUCGUCCAGCACGGCCUGCAGGUUCGGCUGCAGGUCUUCAGCACCGAGAAGAAGGGCUGGGGAGUGCGUUGCCUGGAUGACAUCGACAAAGGGACGUUUGUUUGUACGUAUGCAGGCAGGCUAAUGAGCAGAGCGACGCCGGGGCAGCCUGAAGAUGGGGGUUGUAUUGCCGAAGCAGAAAAUACAGAGAACACUGACAGGAACCAUGCCUUAUCUCCAAGAAAGAGAAAAGUGGAUUCGGUCUGUUCUGAUGCUGAGAUCGAAUUUGUCACGACCAGGAAAGACAGUGCCAAUGGGAAGCAUGAACCUUUGCCUGUAGAAGCUCAAAGCCCUCCAAAUGUAAUUCAGAAUUGUGGUUAUGAGGACUGGAACUGGAGAAACGAAGAUAAAAAAAGGACACAAACCCGGACGUCAGUUCUUCCGCAUCAGCAGAGAUCUGUGGGAAUCUCUGAGGCCGCUUCUUCUGAAGAUGAAAGUCUCGUAUGCCAAACGCCUGCAAGGAGAUGCCUGAUCACGGGAACAACGAAGUGGGGUGAAAAACCAAGCAUGCGAGGAGAGUUAAGAGAACCAACAAAUGCUGGACUAUCGGAAACGAAUGCAGACUCCCCUGAAAAGAGCCCCCUUUCCAGUACCAGUCUGCCCGGUAAGCCUGUUGUACUGGAUGACAAAAUCAUUAAAAAGCAAUGCACGGACCUGUUCUGGACAGACGGCACCCAUGAAGGAAAAAACGAGAGAAGCGGACAAGAAUUUGCUCGUAAGGAGGCCAUGGAUGGCAACGAGUCUCAUGUAAAACAGUCCAACAGAGAGGAUCUUUGUUUGCUGGAUGCCACCAAGGAAGGCAACGUGGGCAGAUUUCUUAACUUCAAUAGAAAUAGCAACUUCAGUUUUGAGCGGGUGUCAGGUCUUGCCAGCGAGGCGAGAGGUGGAGCUCGGGGCGGCGCCGCCUAUGACGGGCUCGGGCCGCCGGGCCUGGCAGGAAGGGGCAGGCGCUGUGAGGAGACCCCCUCGGCCCCGCGAGGAGCCGCCGCGGCUUGCCCAGGAAGGAGCGGUGAGUGCCCGCGAGGGAGGGAUGCCAGCGCCGGGUCGCCCCGGCCACGGAGGGAGCCUCGGCCUGCUCCGGCCGCCGCCGCCUUCACCUCCGUGGCCAGCCCCCGUGGACUUCCCGCCUCCCUCCAUCUCCGAAGGAGACCCGAGACCGCUUUGCGGGAGAGCCGCGGGGAUGCCUCAGCCUUCCCGCUCGUUGGGAGGGACGGGCUGGACCGGGGCCUUCCGAAGGAGUGCGGUAGCGCCAUAAAGAUAAUUGCGAAGAUGUUAAAAAGACAAUGUGCGUUUUGCCCAGAGGACGAAGAGUGUUCCAUUAUGUAUAUUGCUGAAGGACAGAAUCUGGCAGUUCAUCAAGAUUGCUUGUUAUAUUCCUCUGGAUUUGUGGAAUCUGAAGAACAUAAUCCUGAAAACUCUGAUAUAAGGUUUGAUGUAGACUCAGUAAUGAAUGAAAUAAAGAGAGGAAGGAGGCUGAUGUGUAAUUAUUGUCGCAAGAAAGGAGCCACCGUUGGGUGCGAGAUAAAACACUGUCGCAGGAGUUACCAUUAUUUCUGUGCGCUGUGUGAUGAUGCUGCAAUAGAAACAGACACAGUAAAUGGCAUUUAUCGAGUGUUCUGUCCAAAUCAUGACCCAAAUAGGAAGACCAAUCUUUAUGAAGAAGACAAUAAGAUGGAAAAGCCACCCAUUACAAUGAAGUCUUCGUGUGUUAGGAAAAAAAUGCAGAGAAAGGAGACGAUUGCGGAGGACAGCCUACAAGCCUUCAGGAAAAACCCAGACCGGCAGAAAGUCAGAGUAGAAUUUUUGAGGAAGUGCAAGCAGGCCGGGCUUCUUGAUGGCCUCUUCGAAGAGAUGCUGGACACUCUUCACCUAGCGCAGCAAAAGCUGAUGAGCGACAACACUCCAGAAGCAGAAUAUGAAGAGACAGUAAUAUCCCUGUUUGAUUGCGGCCUGUUUGAAAAUAUCCUCGCAAAUGCCCAUUUUGGAACAGAAGAGAAAAUUCAGGAACUACUGGAAACACGGAAAAGACUGGAUACCCAGAUAGAGCUUCUAAAAGAUUUGAAAGUAGUACUGCCUGCCCCAGAAGAUGCGGCGAGUGCAUCUAGCUGUACCUCUGAAUAACUGACAUCUCUUUGCAGCACAGCUCCCAUAUUUUCUUUCAGCUUCAGAAUACACAGGCAAUCAUUUACCAGCUGGCUUUUUAUACCUCUUUUGUGAUAACUGGCCCUUCCUGUGACUUGGGACAGACAGGUUUUUACUGAAAAACUCAAAAUCAUUUUGUACGCCAGCUGCCGUCUCCAGCAUCACUGCUGCUUCUUCCUUCCAUCUACCAACAGGCAGUCUGCUGUUUACCACAUUCUGUCUUAUGGCCACUUGUAGAAGAUGGCACCGACCAAUCGCCUUGGCCCUCCAGGUUCUUCACAAAUGCCACAGCCCCACUCUCCAUUUCUGUAGUUUGCAGCAGAGACUCUGGCAAACUGCUCAUGCUGUGGCACUUGGUAACUUUCUGCUACUGCCCUAUACUACUUUUAAGUUCUGCUCCUCAGGACCCACUGACAGGUUUUAACAGAGGUGAAUUAUGCUCGUGUGACUGUCCAAAGAGAAAUGCUCAAAUCUUGCACUUUUUACAUGUGGUUUUAUAGAAUAAAAAAUGUAAAAGUUCAAGUGGUUGUAACUGUGGUUGAGGGCAGGACAUUAGCUGGGUAUGGAUCCCAGCAAUGGCUUAGCCUCAUCUUAUUAAAAUGUGCUGGAAAAAAAAAUCAAGAAGUUUACAAGUAUAGGCAUUUCUGUAUAUCCAGGAUUGCUUGAAUACUGAUACGUUGUUUACUUACCCAAAAUUGCAAAAUGUUUAAUAAAAGAUUUUUAUUAUAAAAGU